AGCCCAGGAGACAUUCCGGUCACUGAAAAAUGGUGCCGUUGACGCGAGCUGCGGGUGACUGAUUUGGGUGCGUCACUGGGGCAUCAUGUUUUGGGGCAUUUUUCCUUUCCCAGUUUGGGAAGUGGGAUGUCAUUCGACACCGCUUUAUAACAAAUUUUGAAGCUUGAAAGAAAAAAUUGCAUGAUCUCGUUCCCCUCCGCCUCGCGAUUCAACCUUGUUCGAUCUUUAUCCAUCUUCAAGAUGGCUCGAUCAGCAUUGGAUGAAGUUACAGAAUCUGGUGCAUUCAACCGCACCGCAUCAACCUUCCGCAACUUUAUUUCAAAAGACAAGUCAUCCCGUUUUCCUGCAGAAUAUGGAAGAUAUCAUCUAUACAUAUCUUAUGCAUGCCCUUGGGCAUCCAGAUGCCUUUCAGUUGUGAAGCUCAAAGGGCUUGACAAGGCGAUCAGUUACACGGUAGUCAAACCAAUAUGGGAAAGAACAAAGGAAAGCGAUCAGCAUUUUGGAUGGGUCUUUCCCAUUUCUAGCACUGAAGAAUCAGGCGCUGAGCCUGACUCUCUGAAUGGAGCUGGAAGUAUUAGGGAACUUUACGAGAUAGCUAGCUCUAAUUAUGCUGGAAAAUAUACUGUUCCUGUUUUAUGGGAUAAAGAACUCAAAACAAUUGUGAGCAAUGAGAGUUCGGAUAUAAUCCGCAUGUUGAACUCCGAAUUUAAUGAUAUAGCAGAGAAUGCUGAUUUGGACUUGUACCCCUCUCACAUGCAAGCAAAGAUAGAUGAGGUCAACGAAUGGGUAUAUGACAUGAUAAACAAUGGCGUUUAUAAAUGUGGUUUUGCUAUGAAACAAGGUCCUUAUGAUGAGGCGGCGGCAAAGUUGUAUCAAGCCUUGGACAAAUGUGAGGAGAUUCUGAGUAAGCAACGCUAUAUUUGUGGGAAUGCAUUGACUGAAGCCGAUAUUCGCCUGUUUGUCACUCUCAUAAGGUUUGAUGAGGUUUAUGCUGUUCAUUUCAAGUGCAACAAACAGCUCUUGCGUGAAUAUCCAAAUCUGUUCAAUUACACCAAAGACAUAUACCAAAUCCCAGGCAUGAGCAGCACGGUCAACAUGGAACACAUAAAGAAGCACUACUAUGGAAGCCAUCCUACCAUAAAUACAUACGGGAUCAUCCCAUUAGGUCCUAAUAUUGAUUUUUCUUCUCCUCAUGAUAGAGAAAGAUUUGGGGAUUAGAAUUUCCCAGUUUAUUCAAGGCAUGUUCACCAUGCUGUCAAGACAUUCUACUUUGUUUAAAGCAGCGUCCUUGUGGUGCAAAACCAGAUCAGAAGGAGGUGAAGUAGACCAUUUAAAAUUCUGUCAUCUUCCCGUGUGCAGGUACAUGGAUGUAAUGUUUGAAUAAGCAAAUUUUCCUGAAAUUACUUGGUCGCAUGAACAAAUAUAUUUGUGCUUGGUGAGUAUAAUUCUAGCAGAAACCUGUACAUGUAUGUUUAUUUUGCAUGUUCCUUGAACUAUAUUUUGUCCUUGUUCAGUUAGACUCUUUUUAUUA
Messenger RNA from Phoenix dactylifera (date palm), 1531 nucleotides. RefSeq lists its product as uncharacterized. NCBI's taxonomy places the organism in Eukaryota, Viridiplantae, Streptophyta, Magnoliopsida, Arecales, Arecaceae. The record is from RefSeq and is a predicted model, not a curated record. Gene Ontology annotation, molecular function: glutathione transferase activity. Gene Ontology annotation, cellular component: cytoplasm.